UGGAUUCUGAACUUUGUUCUAUUUGAAUUUGGAUGGAUAAUUGUGAUGGUGCAGGCGUAGAAUAUAUUAUAUCGGAUCGAAUCUUUGAAACUCUUCCAUCCGAGGAACAGAAGCUCUGGCACACUCAUGAGUACGAGAUUAUAUCAGGCCUUUGGGUGAACCCAGGAGUUCCAGAAAUGGUGCAAAAGCCCGAACUUGAGAAUCUUGCUCGUACUUAUGGCAAGUUUUGGUGCACCUGGCAAGUUGAUAGAGGUGAUAGGGUUCCACUUGGAGCACCUGCGUUGAUGAUGUCUCCACAAGGUGUGAACCUAGGGAUGGUGGCACCAGAGCUAGUGAAGAAAAGAGACGAAAGAUAUGGUAUUUCUUCACAGGAACUGGAAAAGACAAGAAUGGAUAUUGCUGGGCCAGAG
This is a messenger RNA of Nicotiana tabacum (common tobacco), 410 nucleotides long. NCBI's taxonomy places the organism in Eukaryota, Viridiplantae, Streptophyta, Magnoliopsida, Solanales, Solanaceae. The record is from RefSeq and is a predicted model, not a curated record.